UGUACAAUGCCCGGGUGUAAUAAAGGAGACCACGACCAUGAGCACUGCUAUGGAAAGGGAGGAGGCAUGGAGGGUCAAGCUCCGUGGAUGCGGAACAAGAAAAAGGAGACUGCCGCAGUCACUGUGGCAGCACCUUCUUCAACUCCUGUCAUCGCAGCAGUAGUGACUGCAGAGAGCCUCUCAAGUCUCUAUACAGACGUCUCUUUUGCAUCCAUCGCUCAACUUCCCGAUGAAGUCUCGUGCGCCAUCUCACUCCCCUUCGCUACCAUAUUGGACUCAGGCACAACAGUCACACUUGUCAAAGACCGCCGUUUUUUCCAUACAUACUCUACGGCCGAGACUGUUCCAGUACACACUGCGAACCAUGGGAUACUUGAGACAACAGGACGAGGG
This is a messenger RNA of Suillus clintonianus, 393 nucleotides long. RefSeq lists its product as uncharacterized. The transcript has a single exon. Lineage: Eukaryota; Fungi; Basidiomycota; Agaricomycetes; Boletales; Suillaceae. The annotation marks the transcript as partial. The record is from RefSeq and is a predicted model, not a curated record.